Molecule: messenger RNA, 1044 nt
Organism: Pisolithus orientalis
Lineage: Eukaryota; Fungi; Basidiomycota; Agaricomycetes; Boletales; Pisolithaceae
Exons: 4
Coding region: 1-1044 (347 amino acids)
Biological process (GO): regulation of cell cycle
Cellular component (GO): nucleus
Source: RefSeq, a predicted model, not a curated record
AUGAGCGACAAGCAAAAAGGCGACACCGCUCUGACGGCGCUUGAUGAGCGGGACCGCGAGCGAUCAAAUCCGGAGACAUCUGCUCUGUCGGUUAUUUGCAAGGACUUGCACUCGCUCCUUUCGCUCAUCUACAACUUAUCGACGAAGCUGUCGCUAGCGUUGAACCCGUCGUCUCCGACAUACUCGGCUUCUCUGCCUCUCCUGCAAGAUCUCGCGAAACAUGCAUCGGGAGUAGUCUACUGCGUCAGUCUACUGAAUGAGGUCCAGUACGGUGCAACCUUCAUCAAAGAUACGACGAAUCUGGUCAAAGGCAUUCUAGAAUCCUUGCGAGACCUCGUCCAGACCUUCAAGUAUCUCGCCAGGACAGCGGCGCUGCAUGAUCUGAUCACGACGGCUCAGGGGCCGAAUGGUAUACCCAACGAUAACCGAUCGGCGGUCCGACAGCACUGGUCAGUCGAUAAGGCAACCCUCGAAGAUGGCCUCGCAGAGGUCUCUCGCAUGAUUGAAGAAGCAGAGCGGGAUGAUGCAAAUCACCCGGCGGAAGAGGAUGACUUUGACGACGGAUGGGACGAAUUGGGUCUCGGAACAAAUACCAGUCUGAGCAAGGAUGAACUCUCACGUGCUAAAAGUGUAUACCCCAUCUUGCGGCUGACUACUCUCCUGCACAAACGCGUUUUUUUGGACGUGAUAUCAUCGACAUGCACCGUUCCUGUCUCCAACGUCGCGUACGAUUCUCUCCUCGAACAGUCGCAUUCUCUGCUAGAAGCUUCCGACGAACUCGUCGCUACCCUCUAUUCCCCGCAAGACCCUGACUCUGUCUGUAAGGAAGUGGCUGCCUUGAUGAUGGUUGUCGCUGCGCUGUGCACUCGGCUUCAGGCGUUUUUCCCUGUCGACGAUGGACUAGAUGCACAAGUAAAGCAGCUCAGCGUUCAGGAUAGUCUCUCGCCAAAAUCUUCGAGGAGUGUCGGCAAGAAGUGGUUCGAUACUUGUUUCGAUCAAAUAUCAAGGUUAUCGGCCAACUUCAUCUCGCCGUCAGACGGAUAA